This is a messenger RNA of Anolis sagrei ordinatus, 1934 nucleotides long. The record is from RefSeq and is a predicted model, not a curated record. NCBI's taxonomy places the organism in Eukaryota, Metazoa, Chordata, Lepidosauria, Squamata, Anolidae.
AUGUCUGAAGUUGCACACUGUGGCCUGAUUGAGUUGUUUGCUUGUGAUAACAUUACAUUCUUCAAUGGAGUCUUUGCAAAUGUGGAAAGUGUUGCAGUGUUUUUUGACUGUUUAGGUUCCCACUUCACCUGGCUCCAGUCUAUAUUCACCAACUUUCCUGCGUUGCUCAACUUUGUGAACAAAAUGAAGUGCGUGACCGGCAUUUGCCCCAGAGAGUUCGAAGACUAUGGUUGUGCCUGCCGGUUUGAGAUGGAAGGCCUCCCUGUAGAUGAAGUAGAUAAUUGCUGUUUCCAACACCGAAAGUGCUACGAAGAGGCAACUGAUGAAGAAUGUAUGUGGGAUCCUGCCAAGAUGACUAUGGAUGUCAGCUGUCUCACCAAAAAUAUCACCUGUGAGUCUGAAGAUUCCUGUGAGCUCUUUCUCUGCAACUGUGACAAAGCAGCCAUUGAAUGUUUUUUGCACUCCCGGUUUAAUUCUUCCAUGAACAGCUUGGAUGUUUCAUUCUGUCCGACUCCAGUUACAGAGAUACCUACUGAGAAGAGUCUGACAACAGCUAAAAUUUCAGACCUUCAAGAUCAGAGGAUCGAAGACACACAGUUGACAGACACAUCUGUGGCAGAGGCUACUCCACCACCCACCAGUGGAAUAGUAGUAGAGAUGUCAGGGACAGAAUAUAUUCCUUCCGAUAUUAGUGACCUGCUGGUGAAGGACUUGGAAGAGGGAGCUGUUACACCGGACAUGGAGAGUGGUGGAGGAUUGGAAAGCUUCAGAGAAGGAGUAAUAUCACAGGAAGGUGUAACUGCUACUUUGGACAGUUUCAGGUCAGGAGUAGUAUCACAAGAAGGCAUAACUGCUCUUUUGGAAAACUCCAUGCCAGGAGGAACCAUGGAUAUGUCUUCAGAUCCAACCGAGGAAGCUUUCUUCACAAGGGAAACCCCUUCUGCUUCAUCUGAUAUGAACUCAAAUGAUCUUCGAAUGGUGCCAACCUCAGAUACUCCAGGGCAAGCCACAGAGCAUGAGAAUAAUUUCAAGAUCGUUGGAGAGGAAGGUGCAAGAUUGUCCACCGUGGCUCCAGAAGAGACAUCAGAUCCUGGGGAAUCCUUUGGAGAAGUUUGUGACCGCUACACCUUUCUGCAACUGAGAGAAAAUGGAAGAAUCAAGAGGGUAUUGCCACAAUUAGGCGAGAUGCUUUAUUGCUUAACCGAUCGAUGCCCAGAAGAGUUUGAAUUAUAUGGCUGCUACUGUGGCCAGGAAGGGAGAGGCCAGCCAUCAGAUGACCUGGACAGGUGCUGUUUCUCUCAUCAUUGCUGCUUGGAACAAGUUAGGAAGUUGGGAUGCCAUCCAGAAAGAAAUUCCAGAUCUGAGGUUGUCUGUUUUGAUCACACACCAAAGUGUAUUGGAUGGACCAUGUGUGAAAAGCUCCUGUGUUCUUGUGAUAAGGCAGCCGCUGAGUGCAUGGCUGCAGCUUCUUUCAAUGAAACCUUCAGCUCCCCAAACAGACAAGCUUGUCACGAGGACAAACUGCUUUGCCGCAGGGGAGGGCACGGAAGGCCCCUGAGUAGCCCUGGGAUUGGGACUGGGUCCUCAACUUCCAGCGAGGAAGACAGCAGCAGUGAGGAGGCAGCGUCACCCAAGACCCUCUUGAGAAGGGGAAAGAGAGCAGCACUCCUGGAGGCAAGGAGAAAUGCCAGACCAUCACCACCACGAACCAGAUAAUCUCUAUUUCAUCGUUCCACUGGGAAUCAACCAGGAAUAGUCAGCAACAGACAACUAAUAUGAUAUCUAAAGUUAGAGAUGGGAUAUCUGUAAUAUCACUCUUUGGGUUUUCUGUAGUGACUUUCCAUUCUUCAGUAUAGCAGCUGUGGGAGAAGACAGGUGGGAGGUAAUUUGGAUUAGUAUAGCAUUUGGGAAGAGGCUAAGCCAUUCAUCACUUG